AUAAUUUGGCGUCAAUUGAGACACAGGAACGUUCUUCCGUUCAUCGGAGUUUGUGAUAAUUUAAUGACUGAGGUAAACCUUUUGGUCUCACCAUGGAUGGACAAUGGGGACUUGUCAACGUUUAUGAAGAAAUAUGAGGAAGGUGGUCGUUAUGUUGACGGAAUUGAUUUUGUACCAUCUGGACUGGAAUAUCUGCAUAGUCAGGACCCCCAGAUCCUUCAUUGUGACUUGCGAGCUGGAAAUAUUGUUGUCAACGAGAAGCUCGAAUUGCUCAUUAUCGACUUUGGCGUUGCAAAUUAUAGUCAAAUAAAGAGUCAGAAGAUGAGCGACCCCAAUUCAGCUGGCACGUUGCAUUGGAUGGCUCCUGAGCUUUUUGAUCCGCCACCAGGAUCAAAGGCUACUACCGGAUCUUCAAAGAGCGACGUUUAUGCAUAUGCUAUGACGUGUUUUGAAAUCUUUUCUGGAACAAUGCCAUUCAGCGAGCUGCCGAGACCUGUUGCUGUCAUGCAUCAAGUAUUGAAUGGAAAAAGGCCUCGCCGACCGCGAGGCAAUGCGGACAUGAGAGGUCUGAAUGAUUACGUCUGGAGUCUUAUUGAAGCCUGUUGGUCGCAUGAAACGACAAAACGACCAAGUAUGACUGAUGUCCUCCGAUCAUUGGACAAGAUGGAGAACCAUUCCGUAUUGAUUGUGAGUAUCAUGCUGCACCGUGUCGUAUCCUGGCAGAUAUGCGUCUAA
Molecule: messenger RNA, 735 nt
Organism: Fomitiporia mediterranea MF3/22
Lineage: Eukaryota; Fungi; Basidiomycota; Agaricomycetes; Hymenochaetales; Hymenochaetaceae
Product: kinase-like protein
Exons: 4
Biological process (GO): protein phosphorylation
Molecular function (GO): protein kinase activity; ATP binding
Source: RefSeq, a predicted model, not a curated record